UCGCACUUCACAUAGCGCAGCGCGCAUGCGCGAACGAACGGGCGCUGCGAGACAUGGAAGAGGGAAGACGCAGUGCAAUACCAGGCCGGAAGUCGAUGACUGAUCACAAAACUCGAUCUGUGAGAUCAGGAAGAGACCUUACUUGGUGAUUCUGGCUUACUCACUCAGAAAAAAAGAGAAGGAAAAAUAUCAAUCCCUGGAAGAUGGGUUGCUGGAGGAUUGCUGCCCUUGCCUUUGUGACAAGUGUGUGGAUUAUUCAAACUGACGCUUGGCCAGCGGAAGACAACUCUACAACCUCCAGCAACAACAUAAAUAACACCACUGUCUCUGUGACUAUGGACAGCAUCUACCUGACUAGUUCUUCUCACGACGUUAACUUCACAGACCAAGAUGGCUCCUAUAACAGUUCCAACGGCACCCAGGUGAUGACAAGGUGCCUGGUUGAGUACAUUACUCAGAAGCGACUCAGUCUUUACUCCAUCCAUGGCUACAUCUUGCCUUCCCAAGAAAUUACUCUCAAAUUUUUAAUGGACGAAGACAGCGACAACAAAAACCGUACCGUGUGUUUUGUAACUCGGAGCGACCUCGAAAACAAACUCAAUUCCUUCGAAGGGCCACCGAUCAUAGGGGCGUUUCGUUUUACUUGCAAAUCCCCGGUAUAGAAGUCAUAUUCCUUGAGGACGAGGAAGUCAGCAAGACAGAUGUAGAAACCAAUGAUACUGGAGAGGCGAGGGCCAGUGACAGAGUUUCAAGCUCCACGGAACAUAGGUUCUACUCUCGCUACAUUUCCUAUGUUCAGAUCGAGCGGUGUAGGGUUUCUCUGCGUGGUGCAUGGAUGGUGGCAAGCAUGACGGAUCUCAGAGUCUUUACGAGCUUCGGUGAUAACAGCUUGAACCUGCAGGAACUACAGCAGGAUACUAAACUUUGCGACGCCUUUCGACAUGUUGUCGCUUUCAGUAUCAUCAACAACUGGGCCGUGGAAGACGACUUGCACCAUCUGGCCACUUGCACUGGAAAGCUCGACAACGUUGUAGAAGUCGUUCUUGCCAACGUUAGUUUAAAAUCAUUUCCGAAAAUGCUCCACACUGUGAUGCCCAACCUCCGAGCUCUGGAGUUGAGUAACAACCAUCUGUGGGCGCCGGUAGAUUUUGAUUGGAUGCCAGGCUUCGCGGAGCUGCCGCGAAAUCUGUCGAGGACCUUCCAGUUCAACAACCUCUACAGCUACUACGGAGCCAUUGAUAUACAGCCCAACCUAUUUCGUAGGAUGUACAUUUUAAACGGAAACAAUAUAACUAACCUAACCCACUUUUAUUUCCGUGGAGAGUUUCAGUACGUCUCCCUAGAACGAAAUGGCAUGACAGAAAUUGGAGAGAAGGUCUUCUAUCGCAUUCCUGACUUGCAGUUUCUGAGUUUGGCUGACAAUGUCCUUGAAAGCCUGCCAGAAAACCUGUUCUCAAGCCUUCGCAAGCUCAAGCGAUUAGACUUGCAGGGAAACAAAUUAAAAUAUUUACCAACGAAUUUGUUCAGAAACCUUCUGCAACUCCAGCAGCUGAAUUUGGAAGGAAACAAAUUGGACAAACUGCAGGACGGUUUAUUCUCUAACCUGGAACAUCUGACCUCCUUCCGUCUCAAGGGAAACAACCUUAUGCACGUGUCAGACAAGGCUUUCGAUACUCUUUCUAUUAAACUGUCCUUACUCGACCUGAGUGAGAAUCCUUUGAAGGAAAUCCCACCAAUCAUCUUUCUUCUGCGCGGGUUGGUCAACACAAAUCUGGAGUCUACAGAUAUAGAGGUCCUCGACUUUGUAGAGAUCAUCAACCGGACGUCAUUUACCAGGGUAUUGGAAAGUCUGAGAAACCCAACUUCCGGUGAAUAUGUGAACAUAAAAGCAGCUCCUGACCUCCAGAGAGUCGUUUCUCUGAGGAACAGCAAGCUACGGUCCAUUGUGAUGUAUAACUCAACUGAGGAGACGAUUAAAACCUUUUUUCUGCUGGCCAAGUACUUCACCUUCCAGACGGAUGGCGCCCACCUGGCAUGUGACUGCAACAUUCUGAAUGUGACUCACCUGGUGACGGAGCUGAGGCAGAAGGGCGACCUGAGCGGAACAGAGGCUUUGUUCACGGGCUGGACGUGUUUCUGGCCGGACGAGCUGAGACAAAGAACUGUGGCCAGUCUCCGGGAUGAGGAGACUUACUGUCCUUUUCGCGAGGAACAAAACCUUACUGAGAUGGAGACAAGAUGUCCGGAUCCGUGCAAUUGCUACAUUCGCACGGGGGUUUCUACUAUCAUCGUUGACUGUCAGCACGCGGGUCUGACGUCACUUCCAGCCUUUGUUCCAACCCGGACGAGGGAGAUGUGGCUGCACAACAACACGAUCAAGACGGUGGAGGAUCUACCGUACCUCCAGCAGCUGGAGACCCUCAAGUUAAGCGCCAAUAACCUUCAGGACCUACCCAAAAAGGUCCUAGAUCAAUUGACGUCCCUGCGCGUGUUGCACGUGGACGACAACUGGCUGACAACCCUUCUCUCUGACCUGGGCGAUUUGCAGCAGCUUCGCAGCGUCCGACUGUCGGGGAAUCCCUUCCGCUGCGACUGCAACACCCGCUGGCUGAAGCGCUGGGUGCUGGACCCGAAGGUAGAGGUGGAGGACUGGAAUGACAUAAAGUGCAGCCUGGACGACGACGAGGGCCAGCUGAUCACGAGAGUCCCGGACGAGAAGUUCGUCUGCAAGAUUGCGCUCACCCUCACGCAGUUGGCCGUCCACAUCGUUGUUCCUGUGUCGCUGGCGCUGCUGUUGGUGGUUUUGGCUGUCAUCGCUUUUCUCUGCCGACGUCAGCUAAAGGUGCAGCUGUACAUCUACACCGGUCUUCACACCUUUGACCGUGACCCCUCUGACGCCCGAUUUCUGUACGAUGUGACAGUGUGCUGCUCAUUGGGGGAUCAGGACUGGGUGCUGACAAAUGUGGUGACGGUUCUGGAGAUGGCUUACAACUACAAAGUCUUCUUCCUUAACCGAGACGCAUUCUUGGGUUACUCCAUCAGCAACAACGUGCGUCACUGCGUAAAGAUGAGCCGGCGGUUGGUCGUGGUGCUGGCCAAAGGCUGGGACAGUGAGGAAACGUUGAUCACAGCCGUUCGUCAGGGCUUGGACAAGUGCCGCAAGGACAUGGUCCACUUCUUGACCGUUGUCCUGCACGAGAUCUCACCCAGGGACAUUCAGGACAAGGACUUGCAGCAGUUUGUGAAGAAGGGCCGCUUUUUGACGACUUGUGAAAGUCACUUUCACAAGAAGCUGGCCUACGAAAUGCCUCAUCUUCAGAAGGACAAAAUCGUUCUCUGCUGCAGGAAAAGGCGAAAGCCUGAGGGUGUUGUCAAGUUUCACGACAUCGUAGCCAUUGCUGAAAACCAGGAGAAUGUUAUUCUGGAGAUCGGUGCAGCUCCCUCAGCAGGAUGCAAUCCUCGUGUUUGCAAAUUGUCAUCUUUAGUCGCUAACGCAUCGAAAGUACCGAAGGAAGAAGGUAUCAGAAAUGAACAAACUACUGUGAAAGGGGAGGUAAAAGAAGAAAGUAUGAACAACAGCCCGGAAUGCGCUGGGGCAGACGAUAAAAUUGACGAUCCCGAGGAGAGCGAUUGCUAUACGACAGGAGAAUCAGUGUUUGUGUGGUACUCCAAUGUCGACCUUAACUACACGGUGGAAAGCAUCGUUAAACCGCUGGAAAGUCGCGGUCACCAGUGCAUUGUGCAGGAUCGAGACUUCCCGCUAGGCGCCGCCAUCCAGGACAACAUCGUGCGCGCGGUGGACUCAUGCUCACGCGCAGUCUUCGUGCUGUCGGACGACAUCAGCGCCAGCGAAUGGUUCCUCUUCACCUUCCACGUCGUCUUCGACCGCUGCCAGCAACACCGCGACCGCCGGGUGCUCCUGGUGCUGCGGGCGGCACUGAACGCAGACAACUUGACCGACGACGUGCAGCAGGCCGUCAGAACGUCAGCCGUGCUGCGGGAACAGGACCCUUGGUUCGAAGCCCGUCUGCAGAAGUUUGCAGAGUCAGAUUUCAACGAGAAGUCUUUGAGAGCUUCGAUAAUAACACCUUCAAACCUUCAGGAACUGCAGCAGGAUACUAAACUUUGCGAUUUGUUUCACAAUGUUGUCACUUUCAGUAUCAUGAACAACUGGGCCGUGGAAGACGACUUGCACCUUCUGUCCACCUGCACGGGAAAGCUCGACAACGUUGUAGAAGUCGCCCUUGCCAACAUUAGUUUAAAAACAUUUCCUGAAAUCCUACACACUGUGAUGCCCAACCUAAUAGCUCUGGAGUUCAGUAACAAUCAUCUGUGGGCGCCGGUAGAUUUUGAUUGGAUAUCAAGCUUAGUGGAGCUGCCGCGAAAUCUGUCGAGGACCUCCCAGUUCAACAACCUCUACAGCUACUACGGAGCCAUUGAUAUACAGCCCAACUUGUUUCGUCGGGAGUACAUUUUAAACGGAAACAAUAUAACUAACCUAACACACUUUUACUUCCGCGGAGAGUUUCAGUAUGUCUCCCUAGAACGAAAUGGCAUGACAGAAAUUGGAGAGGAGGUCUUCUAUCACAUUCCUGACUUGCAGUUUCUGAGUUUGGCGGACAAUGUCCUUGAAAGCCUGCCAGAAAACCUGUUCUCAAGCCUCCGCAAGCUCAAGCGACUAGACUUGCAGGGAAACAGAUUAAAGUAUUUACCAACGAAUUUGUUCAGAAACCUUUUGCAAAUCCAGCAGCUGAAUUUGGACGGAAACAAAUUGGAGAAACUGCAGGACGGUUUGUUUGCUAACCUGGAACAGCUGACUUGCGUCCAUCUAAAGGGAAACAACCUUAUGCACGUGUCAGACAAGGCUUUCGACACUCUUUCUAUUAAACUGUCCUUACUCGAUCUGAGUGAGAAUCCUUUGAAGGAAAUCCCACCAAUCAUUUUUCUUCUGCGCGGGCUGGUCAACACAAAUCUGGAGUCUACAGAUAUAGAGGUCCUCGACUUUGUAGAGAUCAUCAACCGGACGUCAACCUACUGGAUAUUAGAGAAUUUUAAAAAUCCAACGACAGGAGAUGCUAAUUUCAGAGCAGCUCCUAACCUCCAGAGGGUCGUUUCUCUCAGGAACAGCAAGCUACGGUCCAUUGUGAUGUAUAACUCGACUGAGGAGAUAAUUAACACCUUUACGCUUUUGGCCAAGUAUUUCACCUUCCAGACAGAUGGCGCCCACCUGUCAUGUGACUGCAACAUUCUGAAUGUUACUCAUCUGGUGACGGAGCUAAGGGAGAAGGGGGACCUGAGCGGAACAGAGGUGUUGUUCACCGGCUGGACAUGUUCGUGGCCAGACCAGCUGAGACAAAGAACUGUGGCCAGUCUCCGUGACGAGGAGACUUACUGUCCUUUUCGCGAGGAACGUAAUCUUACAACAAGAUGUCCAGAUCCGUGCAAUUGCUACGUUCGCACGAGUGUUUCUACUAUCAUCGUUGACUGUCAGCACGCGGGUCUGACGUCACUUCCAGCCUUUGUUCCAACCCGGACGAGGGAUAUGUGGCUGCAGAACAACAUGAUCAAGACAGUGGAGGCGCUACCGUACCUUCAGCAGCUGCAUACCCUGAAGUUAAGCGCCAAUAACCUGCAGGAACUACCCAAGAAGGUCUUAGAUCAACUGACGUCACUGCACGUGCUACACGUGGACGACAACUGGCUGACAACCCUUCUUCCCGACCUGGGCGAUUUGCAGCAGAUUCGCAGCGUCCGACUGUCGGGGAAUCCCUUCCGCUGCGACUGCAACACCCGCUGGUUGAAGCGCUGGGUGCUGGACCCGAAAGUAGAGGUGGAGGACUGGAAUGACAUAAAGUGCAGCCUGGACGACGACGAGGGCCAGCUGAUCACGAGAGUGCCGGACGAGAAGUUCGUCUGCAAGAUUGCGCCCAGCCUCACGCAGUUGGCCGUCCACAUCGCUGUUCCUCUGUCGCUGGCGCUGCUGCUGGUGGUUUUGGCCGUCAUCGCUUUUAUCUACCGACGUCAGCUAAAGGUGCAACUGUACAUCUACACCGGUCUUCACACCUUUGACCGUGACCCCUCUAAGGACCGAUUUCUGUACGAUGUGACAGUGUGCUGCUCAUUGGGGGAUCAGGACUGGGUGCUGACAAAUGUGGUGACGGUUCUGGAGAUGGCUUACAACUACAAAGUCUUCUUCCUUAACCGAGAUGCAUUCUUGGGUUACUCCAUCAGCAACAACGUGCGUCACUGCGUAAAGAAGAGCCGGCUGUUAGUAGUGGUGCUGGCCAAAGACUGGGACAGCGAGGAAACUCUGGUCACGGCCGUCCGUCAAGGCUUGGACAAGUGCCGCAAGGACAUGGUCCACUUCUUGACCGUUGUCCUGCACGAGACCUCACCCAGGGACAUACAGGACAAGGACUUGCAGCAGUUUGUGAAGAAGGGCCGCUUUUUGACGACUUCUGAAAGUCACUUUCACAAGAAGCUGGCCUACGAAAUGCCUCAUCUUCAGACGGACAAAAUCUUCUUUUGCUGCAGGAACGUGCGAAAGCCUGAGGGUGUUGUCAAGUUUCACGACAUCGUAGCCAUCACCGAAAACCAGCAGAAUGUUAUUCUGGAGAUCGGUGCAGCUCCUUCAGAAGGAUGUGAUCGUCGUGUCUGCAAAUUGCCAUCGACAGGAGAACGGGCAACGAAAUCUGUGUUUGUGUGGUACUCGGAUGUCGACCUCACCUACACGGUGGAAAGCAUCGUUAAACCGUUGGAAAGUCGCGGUCACCAGUGCAUUGUGCAGGACCGAGACUUCCCGCUGGGCGCCGCCAUCCAGGACAACAUCGUGCGCGCGGCGGACUCGUGCUCACUCGCAGUCUUCGUGCUGUCGGACGACAUCGGCGCCAGCGAGUGGUUCCUCUUCACCUUCCACGUCGUCUUCGACCGCUGCCAGCAACACCGCGACCGCCGGGUGCUCCUGGUGCUGCGGGCGGCACUGAACGCGGACAACUUGACCGACGACGUGCAGCAGGCUGUGAGAACAUCAGCCGUGCUGCGGGAACAGGAUCCCUGGUUCGAAUCCCGUCUGCAGAAAUUUGCAGAAUUAGAUUUUAAAGAGAUGUACUGACUGUAGUGGCUGCAGAGAAAAACGAUGUCUUAUUGUGUGAUAACUGUGAUGUGUUGCUGGAAAGAAAAGACCCCUAGUUCAGUUCUUUUUGAAUGAUUUAUAUAGAGCCUACUCAUGUCGGUUAGGAGUGUUCUCCUGGCGCUUGAGACAAAAUGUAGGUAUUGACAACAGGGAAGACUGAAAAACAAACAACAGUAUGUAAUAAAUCCUACGAACACUUUUCCCUGGCUGUGUAUGACAAAUCACAAACAUACAACUCUUAUACGAGUCCCCUCAGAUGAAAGUGAAGAAAAAGGGAGAUUGUCAUGUUCAGUUGUAGCUCCAGAGAGAGAGAGAGAUUCAAGGCAGUUGAUGUUGGCCAGCAGUCACAGAAGUCUGGAGAAUUCACAAUGUACUGAAUGCAAAUCUGCAGAGGCAGAUUUCAGAGAGAUGAAUGUGUCUGUUCAGUGCUUCCCCGGGGUAAUAAGACAACUGGUUUGUAAAAGUUUUGUGUGAAUUUAAUUCACCCUUACCCCAGUUUAGACCAAUGAAACACCAAGCUACUGGGUAACUAGGGCGAUCACUUUGUGAGAUCGUUGAUGACCAAAUACAAUUUUUCUUUACCCUGUAGUCGGCAUGGAUCCCCACCUGGACUGACUGCGUUCGCCAUGUGGGACUCCAGGUUUACUUGUUUACUAAACAAAACGUGGGAAUUCCCCUAUCGCGUCACGGCGUGAUGUAAUUUCGUGUUUUGCGUCACACGGUCACGUGGCUUCCCAAGAUGCGCAUCGAUCUCCUUAUGCUAUGAACAGCUAACAAAUAAACACGACCUUUGAACCGUGAAUCGCCACAGUUUGGUUCUUGCCUUCACGAUGUGUAGUCAGAGUUCAAAUGUGAAAAAAGAAUUUUUCGUCACCGGUGCUGCGGAGAAAAAAGACCCCUGAUUUCUGUCAGGGACGCGUUCAAUGCACAAUUUCACACCACUCGCACUCACACGUCCCCACAGUGUUCUUUCAAUCACAAAUCACAUAGAUUUGACGUGGGCAACGGAAUUUUAUAUAACUCAACAUUAAACAUUAAACACACACACGUUACUGCGAACUUUAUACAGUCUAAAUGUCUUUCACGCGGCGGCCUGUAAAUGAAAUUGGACGAUUGUUUUUUGAAUAAUUCUCUAAAGUCUUAGUUACUCACACCUCCGCACUGCCUGGAGUAAUCGUCUGAGAAAAAUAAAAUUCCUGGUAAAAUCCUCCCUUUCCCGGUCCUGAAAUUUAAAAGUGCAGUCUCGGCCACACCUGGCUGAUGUCCACGAAUAAAAUCUUUCGGGAACAACUCACAAGUUCCAGUUCUUAUAAGGGGUAGAUGCUGUCUCGGCAGACACCUAGCUGACGACCACGAAUAUAUUCUUUUGGGAAUAACACACAAGUUCCAAAGCGAACACUCCACACACUCCGUCCGCCUCUAGUCCCUUCUCAGCCGUCUGCUCUCUUCCAAAAUCUUUUCUCCGACGUACAAUCUAAAAUUGCGUCAUAAUAUGACGUCGGGUUCUGACGCGAAACCACGACGCAGCAAACACACUGGUAAGGGCAAUAAUCCCUGCCUACCUAUUCCUGACAAUUUCUGUGAUCGCCUUCUAAAUUGAGUAAAGUCAGAUUUCUCUAAGAUAAGACGAUGAAAGCUUGGUACUUGUCAACUGAGAACUCUCUUACUGCCUUCUUCCUCGUCCUUUACUGUCCAUCUCUCACAUUUUAAUAGGGUUAAGUGUGAUAGAGUUGGUGGUGUGAUAAGCUUAUGAAAAAAAUUCUUUUAAUUCUCGCUUUUUGAGUUUUUCCUCGAGUGUCCCAUUUAAAAACUUUAAAAUCUGAACACCUUUGUUGAUGGGAUGGGUUACAUAUUUUACGAGUUUCAGGAAAGUGCUUGUCAAUCACAGUGAGGUGUAAAAGUUUAUUUCACUCUGUCUGUCUGUCUGUCUGUCUGUCUGUCUGUCUGUCUGUCUGUCUGUCUGUCUGUCUGUCUGUCUGUCUGUCUGUCUUUUUCUGCCUGUCUCCAUAGCUUCCAAUAACUAAAAAUUCGCAAAAUCUUUCCUCUUAUCAUGCACUGUCAACUACCGACUUUAAUAUAAACACUCGCUAAUAAAAUAUUUGAGAUAAUGAA
Pomacea canaliculata is the source of this 9244-nucleotide messenger RNA. RefSeq lists its product as uncharacterized. Lineage: Eukaryota; Metazoa; Mollusca; Gastropoda; Architaenioglossa; Ampullariidae. Gene Ontology annotation, molecular function: protein binding. Gene Ontology annotation, biological process: signal transduction. The transcript is spliced from 4 exons. The coding region runs from base 836 to 7111 and encodes 2091 amino acids. The record is from RefSeq and is a predicted model, not a curated record.